Messenger RNA from Aspergillus heteromorphus CBS 117.55, 534 nucleotides. RefSeq lists its product as uncharacterized. The transcript has a single exon. The record is from RefSeq and is a predicted model, not a curated record. NCBI's taxonomy places the organism in Eukaryota, Fungi, Ascomycota, Eurotiomycetes, Eurotiales, Aspergillaceae. Bases 129 to 290 code for a protein of 53 amino acids.
GCAAUCAUUAGAGUCUCGGGACGAGAGGUUUCAAUAUUCGUUCAGGUCGUUCAGCGGCCUCUUUGCGUGCUCAAGAUUGUCUUAGAAUAAUCUGGCCAUUUUCACAACUAGCCUAGCUCUUUACUUGUAUGGGAGCUCAGACUGCAAGGGAAUUGUCACAUUCAGCUUCACACUAUCCGGGGGUUUUUGAUCGGACGGCGCUGGCACUUUGCCUGCCUGCCUUCUGCUUCUGCCUUCUGGGGGACUCGGGUUCUAUGAUCUAUCUCUAUCGACACAAGUACGACGGGUAGUAAAGUAUGUACAUGAUCCGUAAUGCCUAAGGAUACCUCAAGUGAAGGAAGGGCCUGCCCUGCCGGCUAGGCCUCUUGGCCUCGUUGCUUCAUCCUCAGCCGCAACAGAUUGGGCUUGGGACAACUGGGAGUCUUGGCCUCCUCGCCUCGCUCCACGUAGAAGGCGUUGCAACAUUCAUACAGAGCAUUGAUCUGUGCCUGGCAUUUCUCUUCCUGAUAUGAGCUCCGGGUCAAACACGCUGCA